AUGACAAAUUUGAACCUCUCAGGUGAUAAUGUAGUAGAUUCAUCAUAUAUAGACUACUAUCUUAAAAACAAAUAUGAUUCGUCAAGGACUUUUAGUUUGCAUGUUGUGACGGAGGGAGAGGUCGCCACCAUUGUUCGGGAAUUGCGUUCUAACGCCGUCGGCGUGGAUGGCAUUUCACUGGAUAUGCUACUUUUAUCUAUUCCGUACACACUAAACUCUUUUACCAACUUAGUAAAUAGAAGCAUCUUAUCUUCAACUUUCCCCGAGAUGUGGCGUGAUGCUGUGGUGCGUCCUAUUCCUAAAACUUCCCACCCUUCGGAAUUUAAAGAUCUACGUCCAAUAAGCAUAUUGUCGUGUCCCUCAAAAAUCUUGGAAAAAAUUGUCUGCAAGCAACUCACUGAAUACGUAGAAAGUGGAAGCAUCCUAUCCGUAAUGCAGUCUGGUUUUAGGAAGCACCACAGCACUACGACCGCUCUUGUGAGUGUGAUCGAUGACAUGCUUCAUGCCCAAGAUAGCGGAAAUGUUACUAUUGUUGUAUUUCUUGAUUUUUCUCGGGCGUUUGAUGCUAUUAAUAUUGACUUACUUUUAGCAAAACUCCGAUUUUACGGAUUGGAUGAGUCCACUGUUCUGUGGUUUGCCAGUUAUCUACAAGAUAGGUACCAAGUUGUAGAAAUAAAAACAGAGGAGGGAAAUGUGAUUUCCUCGCGACGUAGCCCAGUUAAAAGAGGAGUGCCUCAAGGUUCCAUACUGGGGCCAAUCUUGUUUAGCAUUUACUCCGCCGACGUCACUAAGUGCAUACAAAAUUGUAAAUUUCAUAUUUAUGCUGACGACAUUCAGAUAUAUUUUUCUUUUCGAUCCCAUGACGUUGCAUCCUCUUUAGGUAAAAUUAACGGUGAUCUGGAUAGGAUUUUUGACUGGGCCAAGUCAAAUGCUUUGGUUUUGAACCCCAAUAAAACGAAGUAUAUGAUAAUCGGUACGAGAAAGCAGGUACAGAAAGUCCAGGACUUUGAUCCACUGAUUGCUGUUAAUGGCUGCAAAAUCGACAGAGUAUCAGAAGCUCGUAAUUUGGGGCUUCUGAUGGAUGAAAAUCUGCGAUUCGAAAAACAUGUUUCAAAGUUAGUACUGAAUGAAGUACUGAUGAUUGGUUUGUUGUUGCUUACAGAAGUAAACUCUCUCGUGCUCCGAGCGUAUAUUUCACAACAUGGCCUACACGGAGAAAUCGAGUUCUCGAGCAGAAAUGACACACUUAUCAGCGUCAGAACUAACUUGAAACCGACUCUACAGUAUCCCGACGGUGUUUGGAAAUGGACGAUACACGAAUACCCCGUCGAUUACAGAGACACAUCGACAGAAAGAUGUUCAGAAGCCAAUCUCGGGAAGGAGCUGAUCGAUCUCACAGAGGAACUUGGUUUCUUGAUAAUUCCAGGCAAAGAUCAUGCGGAAUUUGAAAGUAAAAAUUCGUUAACUGGACCUCUAGGGCUCUGGGGUAGAAGUAUUCUUCUCGAAACGGCAGAAAGAGAUAGAGUUAUCUGCGCCUCCAUUUUAUCCAUAGAUAUGAUGCAUGAAAAGCACGCUGUUGCUAAAUUUACUUCACCCAUUGCUGGUAUUUUGAAUUUUAGAUGGCUAGGAACUCACGAGUACGAUGAUUUGGAUUCAUACAUCCAAGCUGACCUUUAUCACACCAAAGUUGUUAAGCAUGAUUUCGGUUACACAGAACAUAAAUGGAAAUUGUUCGUGACCGACAUUUUCGACUCAGAUAAGGGUAGCCAUGAAGAUAAUUGCAAUGUUCUCCAAAUUGUGUUUGAUCCUGAGAACAGAGGUGACGGUAUGAGUGUAGGUGAUCUCGAUACUCACUUGGGUCUGAUUCAAGUUGCUACUGAUGCGGCGGAAAAGAAAACUAAGAAGAUGCUUAAAAACGAAGUAUUAAAUAUGCUGAGGACUGACAUGGAGGAGACGAAGAGAAGUCUAUAUGUGGUUAUCUUCGAUACUAGACAUACAGAUAGUUUCCUGGCGUGUGCGAAGCUAAGACUGUUGCCGCCGAAAAGUACCAAAGCUCUCAUCAACAUGGACGGCAUCAAAGGCACCGUGGAAUUCACCCAGCGAUCUCCCUUCGACCCGACGUGGGCGAACUUCCAGCUAGGCGCUUCAGAUGGGGACUAUGAAUCUAAUCUUAGAUUCGUGAGUUCCAUGCUGCAGUACAGCAUCAGGGAGCUACCUCCGAAGUUCGUGGACGCUACUUCGUGGACCUCCGUGUGUAAUACAACAGGAAAUUUGUACAAUCCUACUGACAUUGAUGUAAAGGAAGUUCCACCUCCAGGAAUGGGCACAAUGGACCAGUACCCCGUGGGCGACCUGUUCGGCAAGUACAAGGGCCGCACGGAAUAUCUGAACCACAAGUACUUAUUGCCGGGACUGGUCAAUGAGCUCAGUGGAGAGUACUGGGACGUCUUCUUACCGCUCAGCGGUCGACACAGCGUCUUACACAGGGCUAUGGUUUUGACGAGGAGAUCACCAAAACAGGAGCUCUGUGCUACAAUCCUUCCCUACGAGUACGGAACUGACUAUCAGACUCAGAUGAGUUCAGCGCAGGUGGUGUUCCGCUACCCCAUCGUCGGCAGAGUCAUAUUCAGACAGCCGCUGGAGCGGCCGUGGGAGGACACUACUAUCAUUAUCGAGAGCAUGGUGCACGCGGACGGCGCCAGUGUCAACAACACGCGCGAGCACCGCUGGGCGGUACACGAGCACGCGCCCGGCGCGGACUACUACAACUGGACGGCGCGCUGCCUCAGCGCCGGCCGCGUGCUGCAGCAGCGCGAGCUGGACGUGGACGCGCGCGCGCCCGAGCGCUGGUGCGGCCGCGCGCCGGGCCUGUGCCGGCUGGGGGACUUCACCGCCAGGCACGGCAUGUUGUCGAUCGCGGGUAAGAAGGUGGACAGCGCUCGUCUCACGCGGCGUCUGUUCACGGACAGUUUGGUCGCUCUGUCGGGUGUGCGUUCCAUCAUGCGUAGGUCACUCGUCAUAUACGAUGACCACGGACCCGUCGCUAGAGGAGAAAGACUAGCGUGCUCUAUAGUGAACGGUCUUCAUCGUCGCAAGGCAGUGAUUCAAAAUUGGUUCGGGAACGGGUUCCCAGUGGGUUUGAAAGGAAAGCUGGAGCUGACUCAACAGUCGGAGUACGACGUCACGAACGUUCAAGUCACGUUGGAAGGUCUGGAUGAGGAUAUUAGGAAUUAUAAGAUACAUGAGGCCCCGAUAGAGAAAGAGCUGGAGUUUCCUUGCGAGAAGACAACGAUUUACGACACUUACAACCCGUACCACGUGAACAAGUCGCUCAGUCCUCCAACUGCAAAGGGAACAGCAGAUCAAUAUGAACUCGGCGAUUUGGGUGAAAAAUACGGUCUUCUAGAUGACAAGAAGACGUUCACAGCGUACUACAAUGAGACCCAACUCUCUCUGUUUGGCCCUUACAGUAUUUUGGGAAGAUCUGUUGCCCUACACAGAAAGGCCAAAGACCGUCGCUGGGCGUGCUCCACAGUGGAGCGCGGCUACAGCCCGUCCGAGGCGCGCGAGCUGCGCGCCAUCGCGUCCUUCCACCACCCGGGCGGGUUCGCGUACGGCUUCGUGCGCCUGUCGCAGCUGGUGCACGGCGACGGCGGCGCCAGCGACACCGUGCUGGAGGUCAAGCUGCGGCACCCCGGCGUGAGGGACACCAACCUCACGCGCCAGCACCGCUGGGAGGUGUUCGUGAACCCGGUGGGCGUGGACGCGGCGGUGCGCGUGACGGGCACGCGCUGCGUGGCCGGCGGCUACCGCUGGAACCCGCACUUCACGCAGCUGGCGGACCCGCUCAACCACGACCUCUACAAUCAAGAAUGCGGAGCCGACAAUCCUCUGAGAUGUGACGUGGGUGAUUUAACUGCAAGAUUGGGAACUAUCACCAUAGGUGGUGAGCGCCAAAUGUUUGUGGACAGCAAUCUCCCGCUCGAAGGAAAGGUGUCUGCGAUGGGUCGCUCCAUCGUCAUUUUUGGUCCGGACGGGACAUCUGAGCGGUUCGCCUGCGCCAAUAUACUACCAGAUAAGGACAUAAUCAAGUUCGUUAAUAUUAUGAAGCCGCCCAGAUUUGUUCUGGGCCAGUUCCUGGCGGCGGUGCGGCGCGUGCUGGGCGUGCCGCCGUGGAUGGUGGGCGUGGACUCGCGGCGCACGCGCACGCUGCACGCCGGCGCCUGCGUGCAGCUGCUGCUGCACUUCAGCGGGCCCGACGCGAGCCGCCUCGAGCUGGACUUCACUAAGUUACUGGCAUCAGGACGGUUGGAUUCUCCGUCGAUCUUCAUUCCGGGUUUCGUUGACACAAAGCGCAAAAAAACCAUCUCCUACCGUCAGUGUGGGGUCACUGACCCGAAUGAAAGGAAGACAAAUUUAGAGGGUCCGUUUCUAUUCUUCGGACCAAGGUUACUUGAAAAGUACAAAAGACCAGCGCUCCAGUCUUUAGACCAGGAUGACUUGAUGAAGAUAUACGGCGAACAGGCAGCGAUAGUGGUGUUCAAUAACCAGGACUCUGUGCCCUUGUCCAGUGGAAAUUUUCCAAGAUUGAGGAAGAUGCUCGAGGGUCAGACUACGCUGGUUCUGCCACAGGACUUUUUGGAUGUUCAUCCGGAUUAUAUAAGCAACGAGACUCAGGUUUUGACACUACAAGGCCCUUGGUCGGAACGUGACGCUCAGAUGACGGAGACUUUUGCUAGACUACAGGAUAUAUAUGGCACCGGUCGAGUUUUAGGAGUUUUAGGUAACUCAGUAUCCCAAAACCAGCCGUCAGACUACGAUGGUGACUGGGUGAGGGUUCGUCGCCAGGCUGAUGACGUCACCACCACUACCGCUCCAGUUGUUGAGGAAGAGAAGCCUGGGAGGAUACUGCCGAAAUACGCUCUUUAUAAUGCUUCUGGUCCUCCAGGUAAAGGAGCUCUGUUGUACUCCACGGGAUGGCCAGAGCUGAGGUGGCCAGAUGGCUCAGUGACGGUGCUGGACACGCCAGUGGGGGAGCCGACGGUGAAACCUACUCGACUUUAUACCAUCCUGGUAGUUCGAUUUGCUGAUGGAGACAAUACUAGGGACAAGAUAACCCUGGAGUUCUCAUUCAAACAAUCAGCGGGUUGGUGGACGGCAGUGGGCGUGGAGGUGAAGCGAGGUCUGGAGAACACAGGUCUGAACCUGCAAGCUCCAGCGCCUCCAGAUGCACCGUCUGCUGUGAUGGGGAAGGCGUACCAAUGCUCACAGCCCCUUGUGUACGAGUCUGAGGAAGCUAGCCUCGUGCUGCCUAAUGUUCUGAUGCAACCUUUCAUGGACAGUACAGAGAAGUUCGCUGAUGCAUUUGAUUGUAUCACCUUUACAACUGUGCCCAUUUGGUCUGGUCUCAUGGUGUCAUUCCUGAUGCUGUUCGUCCUCGGGAUCUCGAUCUCGAUGAUCUUGGACAUCAAGACCAUGGACCGGUUCGAGACGAAUAAAACGAAGCAGCUCACCAUCACCGUCAGCGAUUGA
Molecule: messenger RNA, 5532 nt
Organism: Melitaea cinxia (Glanville fritillary)
Lineage: Eukaryota; Metazoa; Arthropoda; Insecta; Lepidoptera; Nymphalidae
Gene: Rsod
Exons: 24
Coding region: 1-5532 (1843 amino acids)
Biological process (GO): superoxide metabolic process
Molecular function (GO): metal ion binding
Source: RefSeq, a predicted model, not a curated record